UCGAGUGAGUAGAUUUCAAAAGUAGUCGAAAACUUGUGAUUGUGUUCUAAACGUUUUACAAAAAUAAUUGUUAAAACAUUUGAAAUUAUAUUAUAUUAAUUAAUUAGUUUUGUUUAAUUAAAACGUAAAUAUUAUGGCGUUGCACGUUCCGAAAGCCCCGGGCUUUGCCCAAAUGUUAAAAGAUGGUGCUAUGCAUCUUUCUGGUCUCGAAGAAGCCGUUUACCGUAAUAUUGCCGCGUGCAAAGAGUUUGCGGAAACGGUCAAAACGGCAUAUGGCCCGAACGGCAUGAACAAAAUUGUCAUUAAUCACAUAGACAAGCUGUUCAUUACCAACGAUGCCGCGACUAUUGUCAAAGAACUGGAUAUUGAACAUCCAGCUGCCAAAAUCAUUGUUAUGGCUUCCGAGAUGCAAGAACAAGAAGUCGGCGACGCCACCAACUUUGUCAUCAUUCUGGCUGGAGCGCUGCUCGAACAAGCGGAAUUGUUACUGAAAAUGGGUUUGACACCAGUCGAAGUGUGUGAAGGCUACCAGGUGGCCCUUGACAAAGCCAUUGAAAUUUUGCCCACGUUGACUUGCCAUGAAGUCAAAGACAUCAAAAGCAGUUCUGGUGAACAAGCAUUAGGACAAGCCAUAAAAUCGUCGAUUAUGAGCAAACAAUACGGUCAAGAACAAUUUAUCACGGAUCUUGUAAUCGAAGCUUGUUCGUCAAUUUUGCCAGAGAAAUCAACGUUCAAUGUAGACAAUGUCAGAGUGUGCAAAAUUUUGGGUUCAAAUUUAUACAACUCGUCCGUCGUCAACGGUAUGGUUUUUAAGCGUACAAAUGAAGGAGACAUUACCAAACAAACAAAUGCUAAAAUUGCAGUUUACACGUGUCCUAUUGACAUAACCACUACAGAAACAAAAGGUACCGUCCUGAUUAAAUCCGCCGAAGAAUUGCAAAACUUUAGCCGUGGUGAAGAAAUGGUACUCGAAGAACAAAUUAAAGCCAUAGCUGAUGCGGGCGUAACGGUUAUCGUUGCGGGCGGCAAAUUUGGUGACAUGGCGUUACACUACUUGAACAAAUACAAGAUUAUGGGCGUUCGUCUGAUGAGCAAAUUUGAUUUGAGACGGUUAUGCAAAUCCGUAUCGGCCACAGCGCUGCCAAGACUCACGCCGCCAAACAAAGAAGAACUCGGUUUUGCCGAUUGUGUGUACGUCGAUGAACUGGGUGAUACGUCAUUGGUAGUUUUUCGUUUAGACGGUAAAGAUUCUCGAAUGUCCACAAUUGUCGUACGCGGAGCUACCGACAAUUUUAUGGAUGACAUCGAAAGGGCUAUCGACGACGGUGUGAACACGUUUAAAGGAGUUUCUAGGGAUGGAAGAUUACUACCAGGAGCCGGAGCCACUGAAAUGGAACUCUCCUAUCAGGUCGGUCAGUUUGCUGACACGUUACCCGGGUUGGAACAGUAUGCGGCCAAACGAUUUGCAAUUGCUCUAGAAGGUUUUGUCAAAAUUUUAGCCGACAAUACUGGCGUCAAAUCCAAUGAAACUUUAGCCGACCUGUAUUCACAACAUAGUAAAGGCAACAAAAAUGCAGGUUUCAACAUUGAGGCAAAGGGAUCGUCUUUGUUGGAUGUGGUCGAAGCCGGUAUUAUUGACUCGUUCCUCGCAAAGUAUUGGGGACUAAAGUACGCCACACAAGCGGCUUGUACUAUAUUGAAAGUCGAUCAAAUCAUUAUGGCCAAGCGCGCGGGAGGACCAAAAGCUCCCGGUGGUCGUGCUCCCGACGAUGACGAUGCAUAAUCUAUUUGUACCUUCUUUUUUUUACUCACUAAUUCAAGUUACUAACUUUUUUUUUUUUUUUU
Adelges cooleyi (spruce gall adelgid) is the source of this 1845-nucleotide messenger RNA. RefSeq names its product T-complex protein 1 subunit theta-like. Gene Ontology annotation, cellular component: chaperonin-containing T-complex. Bases 134 to 1783 code for a protein of 549 amino acids. The transcript is spliced from 10 exons. NCBI's taxonomy places the organism in Eukaryota, Metazoa, Arthropoda, Insecta, Hemiptera, Adelgidae. Gene Ontology annotation, biological process: protein folding. The record is from RefSeq and is a predicted model, not a curated record. Gene Ontology annotation, molecular function: ATP hydrolysis activity; ATP-dependent protein folding chaperone; ATP binding.